AAAAUAGAUUACACCCGACGCAAUCUAAUUUUCGAUCGACUUUCCACUCGUAUUUUUCGAAAAUUUCACACGGGAGAGGGUCGAUUCAAAAACCCAACGAGACAAUGACAUCCGUUCCAAAACUCCCUAGGUUUGUUGUUGCGACGAGGUGAUUGUGUUCCUAGCAGCCGCCGCCAAGCAUGACAUGAUGCAUGGCAAACCGUUGCGUAGCAGACCAGACUCGGAGUAGCGCGCGCGUGUAUGGGGCUUUUACUAGUAUCAGGCGCGGACCAAGCAAACAAAUCGAUUUUUUGCUUUCCUGUUGUACACAGAAACGCAGGCAUAUAAGCACGAGCGCAAAAAAACUUGUUGUCGAUAAGUAAUGUUAAAUAGUGUUAAUUAUAUCGGAUAAAAUAAUUAUCGAUUAUUAAAGACAACAGAAAAAUCGUUGAAUUUUCAAGAAAACGCCAGAAAAGUCAACAUUUUAUCCGUAAACCCACAGUUUUAUAAAAAAUGUUUCGCGAAUCGCCAAAGGUUAUUAUCGAAGAUCCCGAUGCUCCCUCAGCGACAUUCGCCGCCAACAUCCGCAUGGAGGAUUUAUUAGAAAAAUUAAAACUAUUGAAUUACGACACCGAAUUCGUUCAAAAAUAUAAGAUGAAAUACAUAAGCAGGCACUACUUCAUGGUGCCCACCAAUCCAGGCGAGCAAUUCUUCAUGUUCACCUCGCUGGCCGCGUGGCUGAUCCGCAAAGCCGGAAAGAACUUCGAUCCGCCCCAAGAGUCGGACGAUCCCAACGCGACCAUAGCCCAAAUAUUGGACUUCAUGAAGAGCAUCGACGCGGCCGUCGAUUUUCCGCCCAACAAGCUGAAGCAGGGCGUGGGCGAGCACGCGGUCUUCGUCCUCGACCAUCUGGCCGACAACGCCAUCAAAGUUUCCAAAUUCAAGUGGCAAAAAAGUCAAAUACCACCCGACGAGACCGAGGUCGAGCCCGAGUUGGAGGAGGACGACGCGGAAUUGAUCUUAGAAAAGGUGGAGGAGGAAAUGGUCACGGAUUACGACGACGAAGAGGACGAUGCCGUUCACGUGGACAAUAUCAAUAAAUUUUACAGAGACUCAUCGCACGCCACCCAGAAACCGGACAAAAUUCUGGAAUCCACGGUCGACGCCGAGGAAUGGAAAUUGGAGCUGGAAAAAGUCUUGCCGCAAUUGAAGUUGAACAUCGACGCUGAUUCGAGAGAUUGGCAGGCGCAUCUCGAGCACAUGAAGUCGCUGCACGCGAGCAUGACGGAAAAUCUAUCCGGGACGAAAGGUCAACUCGAUAAGCUGUACAUCGAGAUCGGAAGAACGUUCGAUAAAAUUAAUAAUCGAGAAAUAGAGCUGAAUAGACAGUUGCAGCCGCAGCUGCAAGAGUUGAGAGUUUUGCAGGAGCAGCUGUUGAAAGUCAAGGAAAAGUAUCGGGACAUCAGCGGUGGCGUUCAAGAACGCACCAAGUCUCUGAACAAACUCACCGACGAGCUGGAGCAGGUGAAGAAAGAGAUGGACGAACGAGGCGCCAGCAUGACCGACGGAACUCCGUUGAUCAACAUCAAAAAGACAGUGGGCAAGAUGAAGAGCGAGAUAUCCGAGAUGAGCCUGAGGAUCGGCGUGCUCGAGUACAGCCUCAUGUGCUCGCGCGUCAGGGACCGAGUCCAGCUUCAGGAGGACAUGAAGGGUUCCACCGGCAAUGUCGCGCUCUAUUGAUUUUAGUUUUUUUUCUUUUUUUUGUUAUUGUCGCGCGCCGAAUGAAUCAUAGCCGCAUAAAUUAUUGUAAAGAGAAGAAAAAAAAACAACAACGAUUGACUCAUACUCCUCAUCUCGCAAACUCGUUUGGCACAAAUGCAUCGAAUUGCGAAGCUCGGUUUAUCUUCUCUCUCUCUCUUGGAUGCUAUAAAGGAGGUCAAAGAUAAAUUAUUAUUGCCCUUUACCUCUCUCCUCGUCGUUUAUCGGCAGCUCUUCGAGAAAGAAUUCGCAAACUCCUCUGCAACGAUCGGACGUGUCUGCGCGCUGAAACUUAUAAUUGAUUUUCAGCAAAAAUAUUUCUCACGUCCGGUAAUUCUCUUUCGCGAGCGCGGGCGAAACUCGAUUUAUGCUGUCAUUUUUUGCCUCUUUCUUGGGGCCGUCGGCUACUCGAAAAAUUUUUAUACUAUUAAACACGUUCUUUCAAGCUUCGCCAAAGUGCAUCUUUCUCUCUCUCCCCUACUCUCCGCAGCUUAUCACUAUUAUAGUGCGCUGGCGGCGGCAACAUUCAGCGGCAGUAGCAGCAUGAGAAGGAAGAGUGAAUUCUGACUCUCCGAGCAAGAGAGAGAGAGAAAGAAAGAGAGAGAGAGAGAACCAAAUGCUACUAUAGCGGCAGCAGCAGCUGAUAUGUUUUUCGCAUCAUGAUGCAGUAUGCGAACGGCCAUAUCGUCGAGUCUUUCGCGUUUUCUGCCAUGUCUUUUCUCUUGUCAUAACAAAAUUUGAUCUCACUCGCUUGGGGCUUUUGGCUAGAUGUCCGAAUUCUGUGCGUCGUGAUUUUUAGCAUUGACUGACUUUUAGCGUAUGUACAUUUACUUUUAUUCAUUAUUGGCAUUAAUUGUUAUUGGAUGUGUGCGAUGAGUGUAUACUCGGAGCUUUAUCGUCGUCGUAGGCUGCGACUUCGAGAUAGCGCCUUUUUCAUUGUAAAUACGCGAGAUUUCAUUGCAAUUCCAGACGUUGUUUACUUCGUUUAUUAUAAAAUUCUGGGGCAUCUCUUUGAUUCAAUUUAAUUUCAAAUAUAUCCUCAUUAAUUGUAUCGUUACUAUUUUUCGAUUCGCUUACAUCGACUCUCGAUCGGCGAUGCGCUGUGUAAAAAAUGUAUCGCAUCGUGUCUGUCGUUCGAUAAAACGUAAGCAUACGUAAGAUAAUAACAAACCUUUGUACGCUGUGUGUCACUGACAAAGCGCAAUAUAUAAUUCGCAAAAUAAAUAAUUAUUGUCAAUUAUCUCGUUAGUCAAACACAACCGUAAUGUUUAUUAUUUUUUUUUUGUCUUCGAAUGGAAUUCUUUUAACCAUGCCGUGUGCGUAGUAUCUUUAUCGAGGUGAAACGAAAAAAAGGAGUUUAUUUACUAAGCGCAACUAGCGAAAGCACGUGCGCGUUGGUGCAUUAAUAUUUUUUUAAAUUAUUCUUUUUUUUUUGCUGAAAAUUGUAUAUGUAUCGGACAUACUCGUAAUUAAAAAUUAUUUUUGUUUUUUGCGAUGCCAAGGUAUCUGAUCUUUACAAAGAUAAAUCAUAUAUCGUCUAAAGAGAUAAUAAGUAUCUCCUAAAAAUGUAUCGAAAAUAAUAUAGUACGUGCCAUAAGUGGCGUCUAUUAAACGAAUCGAAUAGUCACGCACGAGCGACGAAGUUUCAUUGAACUUCGGUCGGAAGUAAAGAAAAAUGUUACGAUCGAUUUUUAUUAAAAAUUUUGUAAUCCAGAUGCACGCAAACUUAUAUCAAAAGCAAACUACACGAAUCGAACCGUAGUUCGAUCGAUCGAAAUAAAGUUUUGAUCGCCCGAGGUGAAUUUCACCAAGUUCUCAUCUCAACUUCUGGUUAAGUGCAACUUUCCUUUUCACUCCACUCCACCGCGUAUCAAGCUCGUAGAAAGCAUUGAAUAAUCGCGCACACCUGUUAUUUUACUUUCUCUGACGUAUUAGCAGAAGUUAUAGAGUCGUUGGUGUGCACAUGCGCCGCGAUUUAUCCAAGAUUCAUACAAGUAAUAUAUACUUCCUGCCAAAAUCUUUUUAAAAAAUCGAAAUAUAAUGUUAGAUUCAUUCGGUCGCAAAGUUUUCAGCAGAUAAUAUCGUGUUUAUUCGGUCUCAAGGCUCAAUGUGCCAUAUUUAGUGCUCGAUUUUUGAGAAACGAGCAGUUAUGAUCCUCCGAGACUUGUUUUUUUUUUUGCAAUUUCGCUUGCAAAACGUGCAGACAUCAUCGACUUGCAUACGUAUAAUGUGUGUGUGUGUAAGCGCCGC
Molecule: messenger RNA, 3987 nt
Organism: Trichogramma pretiosum
Lineage: Eukaryota; Metazoa; Arthropoda; Insecta; Hymenoptera; Trichogrammatidae
Gene: IFT57
Product: intraflagellar transport protein 57 homolog
Exons: 8
Coding region: 493-1719 (408 amino acids)
Biological process (GO): non-motile cilium assembly; intraciliary transport
Cellular component (GO): intraciliary transport particle B; cilium; Golgi apparatus
Source: RefSeq, a predicted model, not a curated record